Messenger RNA from Vitis riparia (riverbank grape), 840 nucleotides. RefSeq names its product ankyrin repeat-containing protein NPR4-like. The transcript has 2 exons. The record is from RefSeq and is a predicted model, not a curated record. Bases 35 to 664 code for a protein of 209 amino acids. Lineage: Eukaryota; Viridiplantae; Streptophyta; Magnoliopsida; Vitales; Vitaceae.
UGAGCUCAAUAUUAUAUCAGGAGCAGCCCUUCAAAUGCAAAGAGAGCUAUUGUGGUUUAAGGAGGUGGAAAAGCUCAUGCAACCUACAUACAGAGAAAAGAAAAACAGGCAAGGUAAGACACCCUGGGUUUUGUUCACUGAAGAGCACAGAGACUUGAUGAAGGAUGGAGAGAAAUGGAUGCGGGAAACAGCCGCUCAAUCUAUGCUUGUCGCCACUCUUAUAGCCACUGUAGUUUUUUCAGCAGCCUUCACUGUACCAGGUGGUCACAGUCAGCAAACAGACACUCCUAUUUUGUUAAUGGUUUUUGCGGUGUCAGAUGGACUAGCAUUAUUCACCUCCUCAACUUCAAUCCUAAUGUUCUUAUCCAUCCUCACCUCACGCUAUGCGGAACAGGAUUUCCUCCAUUCAUUACCCUCUAGAUUGAUGUUGGGACUCACAACACUCUUUGUUUCUAUUAUAACCAUGAUGGUAACUUUUACCAUAACCUUUUUCAUAGUUUAUCGUCAUGGUUUCGCAUGGGUACCUAUUCUCAUUGCUCUAUUUGCCACGGUCCCAGUCUCUCUAUUUGCUUCACUGCAAUAUCCCCUCUUGGCAGAUGUAAUCAAUUCUACAUAUGGUUCUAGGUUUCUCUUUGAGCCAAGAAAGCACAUGUUUGACCAGUGAAAUCCUGGCCUCAUCAUUGCAGUUUUGUCCCGUAAAAUUUGUGGUUCAAGUAGAUGUAAUUUAAUUGUAUUUCUACUUUUUGCAUUUCGAAUUGCUUAGAAAAAUGUAUGAAGUUUGAGAGACUUCACUUUGGGGACGUUCUCUAAGUUCAGUGGACGUUCAAUACCAAUAGUAUU